UUUUCACCUUGACCUCCGUCCUGGUGUCCCAUUCCUGAACAUAUUCACCCCGUAUAUACACCAAAGCUGAUCUACUGUUACGUCCUGUUCUUCGAAUCCACACCAUGGUCGGACCGACAGCCUCCCUUACUCCUCUCUCUCGCGCCGAUGGUUCGGCUUCUUACCAAUGUCCUUCGACCGGAUCUAAUAUCCUCGGAUCGGUAAAUGCGCCAAUUGAGCUCCCUGGACGCCGUGAUGCCCUCAAGCCGGAGGAUGCGACCGUGGAAGUUUUCGUGAAGCCGGGGACCGCACCGGGUGGGGUUGGCGAACGAUACGUCGAAGGAAUCAUCAAGAAUAUGCUGAGCAAGUUGAUCCUGGGACGAGAGAAAGGCUACGCUAGACGUGGCGUUGUCAUCACCUUGGCUAUUGUGGGCGGAGAGAGUGUCGGUAGAGGCGAUUCGUACUUGACUUUGCUCCCCGCCCUCCUUCACACGUCGUUGUUGGCGCUACUUUCUGCCUCCGUUCCUUUAUCCAUGACCUACUCCGCGACCGUUCUGGCGGUCGAUGCCUCGGGAGAGAUUACGAGGGAACCCUCCGUGAAGGAAGCCGCCGCCGCCGCCUCUGUUCACGUUUUCGCCUUCUCAUCCAAUGGACAUCUCCUACUCAACGAGAGUCAGGGAUCUUUUGACUUUGAGACCUGGGAAAAGGUACACCAGCGCGCUUUGGCCAUCUGCCAUGGCACUUUAGCCCGUACCUCCGACGGAGACGUGGCUAUGGCCGAGGACGUGGAUGGCCAACCCCUGGAAGGCGCGUUGCGCGAGGCUAUGGAAGAAAAAAUCCAGCAAGAUUACGCCUGGAAGAUCGACGCGGCCUGAAUGUUGGCUUCGCAGAAAAGCACCGAGCAAUAAAGUUGGCACUGAUAGCCAACGGCAAUGUUCACCCCAUCUGGUAUGUCAGCGUACCCACGGCGGUUGAUGCACCGGAAGUCUCCCACAAUCAGUUCCACUUCUCGCCAUGGCCAACUCCCCUUGGCAUCUGACUGGCGUGUUGGAUCGCACAUACGCGGGGCAUUUUACCGUCCGCAGAGAUAUCAUUGGCGCUCACAGGAUUUCCAAUUUGACGGACUACGAGUGGAUACGAAGGCAUGAGAUACGAAUGAGGGUCAAGCAUCGAUACGCGUGAGACCUGUUCUGGCGACAUCCGGUGUUUAUCGGGGUUCACCUACAGACACUACUGCACACAAAUCCAUCUGGUGUAUUUACACACGUACGACGCUAAGGAAGUUGUCCAACUAAACCACAUGAUAAAGCCAUGUCGAGUGGGUCAUACCUAAUUGACAUGUUGUCUGCGUUGAGUUUGUUUGGUGUAAGUCUGGACCCUGUAUUUCGUAAAUACCCGUUCUCAAGCGUAGCGGCUGUAGGAGUUUCAUCCUCUCCAACGUGAGUUGGAAAAGAGUCAGGGUCGAAAAAAAGGGAGAAAAAGAGAAAAUUUUUUUUAAAAAAAAAUGUUAAAAAAAAUAGAGAGAGAGAGAGAGAGAGGAAGGAAUGGGAAAUAUUCCGCCAAUUAUUGACCAGGAUGCACGGAGCUGAAGUGACGC
Molecule: messenger RNA, 1576 nt
Organism: Aspergillus pseudonomiae
Lineage: Eukaryota; Fungi; Ascomycota; Eurotiomycetes; Eurotiales; Aspergillaceae
Product: putative exosome complex subunit Rrp46
Exons: 2
Coding region: 105-854 (249 amino acids)
Biological process (GO): nuclear mRNA surveillance; U4 snRNA 3'-end processing; rRNA catabolic process
Cellular component (GO): cytoplasmic exosome (RNase complex); nucleolus; nuclear exosome (RNase complex)
Source: RefSeq, a predicted model, not a curated record